This is a messenger RNA of Capronia epimyces CBS 606.96, 1503 nucleotides long. RefSeq lists its product as uncharacterized. The record is from RefSeq and is a predicted model, not a curated record. The transcript has a single exon. The coding region runs from base 1 to 1503 and encodes 500 amino acids. Lineage: Eukaryota; Fungi; Ascomycota; Eurotiomycetes; Chaetothyriales; Herpotrichiellaceae. Gene Ontology annotation, molecular function: nucleosome binding; histone binding.
AUGCUCUUCCAGGACAUUGCUCGGUACCACCUGUAUAGCCAUAGCCCCUACAAGACUCAGGACGUAUAUGACGAACUCCCAGCGCCCAAGAAGCGCAAACUUGCGACCGGGUCGCGACCGAUCAACUCGGCGCCCCAGAACCAGAACCAGAACCGGAAACAGAACAAACCACGCCAGGUGAUUCUGGAAGUAAGAGAUGUCUCAUUCACCUUGCCACAGAGGAAGAAGCUGCAUUUGGGAAUCGCGCAGUAUGGCGCCGACAUACACAGCCAGGACACCCACUUCGCCAUCUUCACCAGGAACCCUGCGACCAGCGAAGUCGACAUGGAGGUGCCUCUUGACCAGUUCGCCCACGCGCUGCGCCUGCCCGUGCCAGAGAAGGCGGCGAAACAGUACAACUUCUGCCUGCUCCCGAAGCCGGAGUCGAGUGUCGAACCGAUCAUAUGGGCAGUCAACCACGGGCCGCUGAAGUCCUGCCACAUUUCCAGCCCUGAGCUGGCAAAGCUGGCGCCGAGCCCGGACGAGGUGCUCGAGGCCGCGCUGGACUUUGUUCUCAACAAGAGCAGCGGGGUCGGCCUCACCUUCCCGACCGCCGAGGAGUUCGCCAGCGCGAAGCCGGAAUCGCAUCGACAAGCCGACAAGGCGUAUCAUGUCAAAGCCUUCCGCGGCAGCAAGGACGGAUACCUGUUCUUCCUACAGACGGGCAUCUUCUUCGGCUUCAAGAAGCCCCUUGCCUUUUUCGCCUUUGAGCACGUCGAAUCUAUCUCGUACACGUCGGUCCUGCAACGCACGUUCAACCUCAACAUCGCCUACAGGCAGCCGCCGCCAGGCGGUGACAGUGGGUCUGAGAACAUCGACAGUGCCGCCAUUCAAGAAGUCGAGUUCUCCAUGCUCGACCAAGCCGAUUUCCCGGGAAUAGACGCCUACGUCAGGCGCCAUGGUCUGCAGGAUGCCAGCCUCGCCGAGUCGCGCCGCGCUACGAAGAAGGCGAAUGCCGCCAAUGCGAAUGGGAAGCUGUCCGCUCGCGAAGAUGCCGCUGGUGGCUCUGGCCAGCUCGACGACGAAGAAGAAGAUACACGGACCGAGUUGGAGAAGGCACAGCAGCAACUGGAAGACGAAGAGGACGAGGAAGAGGAGGACUACGACCCCGGCAGCGAGGGCGAGAGCGACGGAAGCGGAUCGUCCGAGAGCGAGGCCGACGACGAGCAAGAUGGCCGGGGAAGAAAGAUGGCCAAACCCCGCAAUCUGGUCGCCGACGAGUUGGGGAGUGAGGCCGAGGACGUCAGUCUCUCCGAAGACGAGGCAGAGGCAGAGGACCCGGCAGAUGAAGAAGAUGUCGGAGAUGCCGCGGAAGACGGCGAUGAAGGGGAUCCCUACGACGACGACGUUGAUGAGCACCCUGCACCGUCGACCGAAGAUAAUGCCGCUUCGUCACACGGUCACCAACCAGGCUGGAGAUUUGAGGCGGGCAUGCCAGAUCCAGAAGACGAGGAUCAGUUGUGA